This is a messenger RNA of Polyodon spathula (Mississippi paddlefish), 1850 nucleotides long. Its product is annotated as BRD4-interacting chromatin-remodeling complex-associated protein-like. Bases 1 to 636 code for a protein of 211 amino acids. The record is from RefSeq and is a predicted model, not a curated record. The transcript has 3 exons. Lineage: Eukaryota; Metazoa; Chordata; Actinopteri; Acipenseriformes; Polyodontidae.
AUGCUGAACAAGGUGUUCAAUCAAGAGGAGAGAGCCACGCUGACUCGGGGGAAGCGGCUGUCUCUCAUGGAUCCAGAUGGCUUCCUGGAGGACUUUUGUUGUUUGGCCAAACCUGCAGAGCAAAGCGCUGGUGAGGAGCCGGCACUCCCUCACCUUGCUCUCUCCUCCCCGAGCUGCGCAUCGCUGAGCCAGGCCAGGCUCCCGGAACUGAGGGCCGAGCCCAGGGGAUCCAGCCCAGCUCCAUGCAGCUUGUUACAGUGUGAAUCAGCAGGCUGCCCUGAGCAGAUGAGGAAGGACUCUCAGACUGUCAAGCCCAGCGGGACUCUGCCCAAGGGCCCUGGAGGGGAAGCCCCUCCCCAACAGGAAGUUUCCCUCAACCAGCACCUGGAGACGGCAAUCAAGAGCAUCCUGGACCUGAAGAAAAGCCAGAGACCCCCACUGAUCAGUAACAAGAGUAAUAAUAAUAAUAAUAAUAAUAAUAAUAACAAUAACAACAGCAGCAGCAGCACUGCCACGCCUCCCGAACCAACAGCACCCAUCAGCACAGCUCAGCCCAGUGCCACGCCCGCUGGCCAGGGUGCAGUAGACACAGACUCGGCUCUCGAAGCAGCUGUAAACAGCAUCUUAGAAUGUUAGGGGGGCUGUUCCUUCCAGCCCACCACCACCUGCCCAGUGCAGGAGCACAGAGGCGCUGGAACAUGGAGAGAACGCAGCGUUUCAAUGCACUUCAGCACAGAGGGACUUCCUCUCUCAUCACGGGAGGAGUGAAGAGGUAUUUCUUUAUUAGUGAAGAAACAUGUUUUCUUUUACUUUUGAGGUAAAUGUCUUGCCAAAAGGAAUGUGUGUCACGUCUCUAUCAUACUGUGAUAUGGAAAAACACGACUAUAUGGGGAUAUUAGAUUUGCAAAUACGUACAUAUGUAAACAUAAGUAUCUGUGGUAAAGUGCAUUGAAACUGCCCUGCUUGACCCAAGCAAGCCUUGUAUUGUGUUCAUGUUGUCUGAGCUGUGAAGGGGUUCAGCCUGGGACACUAAACAUGUCUGAGAAGGACGGGAAAGAACAGUUAUUUUGACCAAGUAUACGAAGAGCACUUUUUUUAUUUGAAGAGUAGUAUUUUUGUUCAUGAAUGUUUUUUUUUUUUAUCUUAAAAGUAUGUGCAACUCAAGCCUGUGUGAUACAGACUGGCUCACCCACCCCACACACAUUACUGACUGAACAAGAUCUACAUUCGUACCUUUUGUCAAACUCCCAGGUCUUCAUGCCGAAGUGUAAAAUACACACAUUUCCAUGGAGAGGCAGAGUAGGGACACUUUAGAGGUAAUGCAUUUUGGCUUUUGCAAGAAAGGUACAAAUUGGCUUGAGGAACUUCCAGCUGUUCUUCAUUUUUAAAAACAUUUUUAUUAUGUAUUUGUUUGAGCAGAAUCCAUACUUGUAUUCAUACUUGAAAUAGCAGCACUUUUUCUGAGGAUUGACAUGAAGCUGGGAAUUGAUAUUUUCAGUGUGAUGGCAUGUUCAUUUACCAUUCCCCAAUCUCAGAAUGAGACCUGAACUCUGAGAGCAGACACUUUUAAUAAGCAACCACACUAUUAAUUGGCUGUUCCUGGAACUUGGAGGUAAAUCCAAGGUGAGGACUGAGCAGGGAGGCCGAGUUAUUUGCUCACUCGGUGAUGCUGUCUGCACAAGUGUUUCCCACCUCAUUGAAAUGUGAGAUUCAGCACAGGAUCAUAUCAGCAUGGUUGGCUGGCUGCUCUGUUGUAGGAGGGGAGAGCGUUUCCCUCUGUGGGUCUUUGGAGCAUCAGUCUGUCGAUGCCCAGAAAUGCCCUAAUUUUUUUUUUUUUUUUUUUAAUAGUG